ACGCGGUGACGUCAUCCAAUCAGCGCGCGGCGGUGGAAGGGGGCGCGAGCGAGAAAAUUAGAAAGGGGCCAAGCCGAAAUCGGGCCUCUACAAUAUGAAAAAUGAGGAUUUAAAUCCCCAAUUCUGUGAGAAAACCUGAGGGGCACGGAGGUACAGUCUUUCGGUCUGAUUGCCUGCCAACAUUGCGUAUUAGAUAUCAUGAGCUGGGUAGUGGAGGAAUGGAAAUCUGAACUAUCCAGCAGAGCCCUGCAGAAAAUAUCUGAGUAUGAGACCCAGCUGGAGAAACUGAAGAAGGAGCGUCAACAGAAGCAGCUUCAACUGGACAGUUUAGAAGACGCAUUCUGCAAACACAACCAAAAGCUUGAAGAUGAACGGAACGAGAAUGUGGCAUUGAAGAGAGAGACACAGGGCCUGACAGAGGCACGCAACAAUCUAGAGAAAGCACAGCAGAGGCUAUGCCACGAGAUUCAGGUAAAGGAGGCCCUUGUAUGCAGUCUGGAGGGGCAGCUGCUGGCAGCAAAGAAACAGAUAGACAACCUGGAGCAAGAACUAAAAAGGCUGGAGGCAGAACUUGAACGAAGUCAAAGGGCCUCAACACCAACAGAAUGCCAGCUCCACCUUACUCCAACUCAGAUCUAUCCUGUGUGUUCCGUGCUCAGCAGGCCUAAUGAGGCUUCUAAACUAGAUGAACUGCAAGAAAAAUAUAACCAGGCGAUAGAGGAGAAAAAGCGACUAGUUUCGGAGGUGAAAGCUCUGAAGCUGCAGGUUCAACAGUUGCAGUUCAGCAGCAACAAGAGUCACCGAGAAAGUGCUCCACAGCAGAUUAGAGCCUCCACGUUUUCAUGGCAGCAAGAGGGAACGCCACCUUGGGUACCUGAGAGCCCUGUUGGACAAGGAUCACCUUCCUCUGUGUUUCCAUGGGAGCAGGCAAGGUCUCCUCUGUACUACAAUUCCAGAAGCCAGAAACAGAACUUCAACAAAGCCAAUACCCUUGGAUCGGAGUCCAGGAGUGGCCACCUCGGUCCCCUUGAAGUGUCUGCAAAUGCUGAAGUGCAGGAAUUGAGGAAAGAAAACCAAGUGCUGCAGAGUACCAUGUCUGAGCUGGAGGUUUGCGUUCAGUCCCAAGAGAAAGAGAUUAAAAAUCACCUGAACAAGUUGCAGGAGGUGCAGUCACAUCUGGAGAAAUCCAGAGCAGAGCUGGCAAUGAAAGAACAAGCUUUGAGUAAGAGCAGAGAUGAUCUAAUGAGAGCAACCAUACAGCAAGAGCAGAACAACAACAAGUGUGUAGUGCUGGAGCAGAAGCUGAAGCAGGUUUCUGAGGAGCUGAGCUGUCAGAGACAGAAUGCAGAAAGUGUUCGACGCCUGAUGGAACAAAAGUCUAAGGACAAGGAGAAAGAACACCAACAGGAGCUGUCCGAUCAGCAACUUGCGUAUCGUAACCUCGAACAUCAAUGCAAGCAAGAGAAAAACCAAUUAAACCAGGAGAUCCAGAAGCUCAAGAACGAACAUCUGGCUUUACAAUCUACAAUUGAUAAAAUGGCAGCACAGAGACAGCAGGUGGACAGAGAGUUGGCAGAAGUCAAAGCUAAUUUUCACUCCGCAGAAAAGGAACUAGUGACUUACCAAAGAAAAGGGGAGACUCUGCAGAAAAGUCUCCAGGAAGCACUGGAGGCGAAAGACCGCUUUGGUACCCGGCACGACCAAAGCACUCAAAGAAUCAUGCACCUGGAAGCACAACUGAAAAAGCUGCACAAAGAGCUGGCUCUGAGUCAGAAAUUGAGAGAAGGAGCUAAAACGGAGAACCUAGCUCUUGUAUCCAAACUUUAUGACCUUCAAAAGAAACUGGAUUGUGCAUUCCAACCUGACUCCAGGAGCAUGGGACUGUCGCCAGUGGGGUGCGAGCUGAACAGCUGUGAUGGGAAUGAGGUCAACAAGUGUGAUGUAGGUGAAGAGCAAGACAACCAUCAAUCAAAAGAUGAGCAACCUGAUAAAGUAGAACUGGUUGUGGGAUUGUCACUAAAAGCAGAAGAAGAAAUAUUGGACUGGACAGAAGGAAGUCGACUUGGAGAAUUGGAGCUGUCAAUGAAGCCUGUUAACUUGGACCAAGACAGUGGCACCAAUCUGGAAGGAGAUCCAGAUUUAAACAUUGAAGUAAUAUCUGAAGUUGUGCAAAGUGGAACAUUGAUAGAAUCCCACAGAUUGGAAGAAGCAAGGAAUGUCCUUCCACACCCUGGGGAGAAUGUGACAUCACGACUCCAGGAAUUCAACAAAGAGACCAAGGAGGAAUUCAAAGCGGAUGGGGUGGAAAAUACAGCUGUGCCCAGAGAGCCUGUAGAGAAAGAUGAGGGGACAGCUGACUUGCUUGAUAAACCAAUUACGGUGUCUGUACGUCUAAGAGAAUGUGAGUUAGAAUUGGAUGCAGUAAAGUCAGAAAAGCAGAUGUUACAGCAGGAGCUGGAUGAUGUGAAGCAAGCACUUGAUAGCAAAGUGAUUGAAAGCCAGAAAAAUCAGCAAACUAUUGUGGAGCUGAGACACAAGCUAAAGAAGGCAACGCAAAUAAGCACUGCAGAGACUGAGCACUCCGCUCCGCUGGUUACUGUACAGGCAGGACAGAUCAGUGCCCUGGAAAAAGACCUUAAGCAUAAGAGAGUCAAGGUGGCAGGGCUGCAAGAGACCAGUAAGUUGCUGGAGCUGGAGUGCAGUAAAAUCUCGGAUCUAACGACAUUGAUUGAUGGCCGUAUGAGACCAAAUGAGGAUGAAAUUCAGAUUCUGCAAAAUGCUGCAUCUAAGAAGAUACAGCGGCUUGAGCAAGAAAUAGUGGAUCUUGACAGUGAAAAGAGCUGCAUCGAGGAAAUCAUGAAAGAAAGCAGCGGGGCACUUAUUGUUGCUGAUGAGAGCCGUGGCCCUCUCCUGGAAAAUCUACAACACCAAGAUGCUGAAAACCUUGAGGUUAACGAGACCUUUCCCAAUCAUCUGCAUUGUGACUCAGGAGAAGCACUGGAGCAGAAACUGAACGAGGAGAGAAAUCUUUCUGUGGAGGUUGUCAAGACGGGCAACACGAGUAGCUACGAGAGAGACACGAGCGAGCUCUUCCUGGAAAAUGAGAGAGACAGUCGAGAGCGGUUCCUGGAACGCUUGAGGCGCAAAGUUGCUGAGCAACUUGAGUUUGACAAGCAGUCACUCGAACAUUUAAAACAACUAAGUGAACUUAAGAAAAAAUGUCAAGAGCUGACCACCGAGAAGGAGCAAGAAGAAAAAGCCAAAAGACAUGCUGAGGAAAAAUUUGACAAUCUGCAGUCGAGAAUUCACAGGGAAACACAGCAGUUAACAGUUGCGCUGGAAAUCCAAAGUAAGAACAUUGAGGGUCUUCUCCUGAGCAUGGAAGAGAAGGACCAGACCAUUCAGGUUUUGAAUGGACGCCUGCAAGAUACUUUCAAUGUUCUGUCAUGCCUUCAAAAGGAGAAUUGUGAUCUGAAAGCCAAUCUGAAGAUAGUUUUGCAGUCCGAGCAGAAGUAUGCUGACAAUGCAGUUUUAUCCAGGGAUGCCGUGCUGGAACAAACCAGUGAAGGGUCGCUUCCUCAGGGCAAUCCAAGCUGGAGUGAAAGUGGCAAUAUGUUGCCCAUGCAAAGCUUGGGAUUGGGUGAGCAAGCUGCCAUAAUAAAUGGAGGAGCGGUACCUGCUGAUGGAACGGUUCAAAAUUCUGAGCCCGGCCACGGUGAAGAUGCCUUUGAUACUCUGCUUCGGCCUGAAAAGCAAUCAUUUUUGGCUCUGGAGCAUCAGUGUGAAGAAGCAGAGGUGCCCUCUGUGUCAGAACUGAAAGAUGAUCCUGAAAUGCGGGCGCAGCAGAACACACCUUGCUGCCAAAGCCUGUUUAAUCCAGUGUCGGCUGUGCGGAGAGACCAGAGGGUAAGUUCUGUUCCAUCUACAAGGCCACCCUCUGACGUACCUGUGGUAACCUCAGCAGUUGGUUCUGUGCGUCAGGAUCUAACUGAGCUGCCACAGGGUAUUGAAAACCAAAGGCAACUUGUGGAACUGAAUUCUGCCAUCAUUCCUCUGCUCAAUGUUGCCCAGCAUUCGCAGAACCUCUGGCACUGCAAUGGCUUGCAGGGGACGAUUGAUACAUUGCAGAAGGAGUUGUCAGCCUUGCCUAUAAAGCAGUUUUGUGAUGAAACUGAAACACAAAUCGAGGAGGGAGCAAUAGAAGUUGCUGAUUCUAAGCUUGCUCUUGCUUUUGAAGGAAAGAAGCCGGUUGACGAAUUGAGAACAGAGGAAGAGCUAGUUGAAGAAGUGGAAAGGGUAAUAGGCAGGUUGACUGAUGCCUUAAACAUUUCAGAAGAGGAGCUCAAAGAGACAAAGCAAUUGAACCAGCAAAUGGUCAGCAAUUUGAACAAGGAAUUAAAUCUCUUGCGUUCAAAAUGUACUAUUCUGGAACAAGAAAAGGAGCAGCUUUGUUUGGAAGUUCAGGAAGCCCAGGAGGCAGCUGGUGACCAGCUGUCUGCGAAAGAAGACUUGAUGAGUGCAAUCCAAUCCAGUGAGGCCCGGCUUAGAACAAGUACUGAAGAGAAGAACCGCCUAAAGCAAGAGUUGAAGGCUCUGCGCAGUUGGAAGCAGAAGGUUCUGGAAGGUGUCGCUGGCUCGGAAUCCUGGCAAGAAAGUGGCCAGGGAGAACCAUGUGUAAUGCAGGAGUCUGUACUAGAGAUGAGCAACCAGAUCCAGCAACUAGAAGAAGAAAGCAAGACUCUGAAAAAUGCAGUUGAAAUUGCAAAGUACUCCCAGAAACAGCUCCAGAAAGAAUUGGAGACAAUUCAGUCCGAAAAGUCAGCGCUGCAAAAUCAGGUGGAACAUCUGCAGAAAAUGGUCGUUGAGCUGAACAAAGAAAAGAUGGAACUGCAUGCCAAGUUGAAGCUGUGGGAAAGAAACACUACUAUCAAAGACGACGUGCCCAAGGAGGUUCUGUGGGCAAAUGAUCUUCACGAGGACAUCCGGCCAGUAGGCAACCAGCAGCAGGAUACCGCGCAGGUAAUAGCAUGCAAACUUGGUGCUGAUCUGGAGGCUUUGAGACAAACCGUUCAAGGGAAGAGUGAAGAGGUUGAUUACAAUCUGCUCAGCUACUCUGAUUUACUGAACAAAGACCAAGAGCUAAAGAUAGCUAACAAGACCUUGUCUAAAGCGGUGGAGCGUUUCUGUGAUUGCAGGGCUGAAACUGUGGCUAGUGGUCAGUGGCCGACUGCAGGUUUGGAGCCGCGGUCCUCAGCUGAAGAGAGGAAGCCAGGCGUUGGACAGCGCAUUGGUGGAGAACCUCCUCAGACAGCUGAACAGGACCAGACUGAGAGUAGUCACAGGUCAAAGGGGCGCACCAAUCCUGAAAGACACUCAGUAAGAUUAAAUCCUGCAGAGCUUGCGAUGCAAAUCAAUACUGCUGAACUUGCUGCCAGAAUACAAAGGAAUCGGCUAUUCAGGCAUCAUCUGUCUGUAGCAUUUGAUGAAACGGAAUAUGAACCAUAUGGAUUACCCGACGUCGUGCAAAAGGGCUUUGCAGAUAUCCCUUCCGGUCCUUCCUGCCCACAUGUUUUGCGCCGAGCAACUCUAAACUCUACAGUUUGACCCCAGCAACAAAGCGAAGGGCAAACCCGAUUUGUCUUCUUCAAGGUACUAGGUGUUAGCAGUAGGUACAGAACAAUGAAUCCUAACUGGCAGCGGUUGAAGGUUUCCAGAUGAAUGUUUCUUGGUCCUUUUAUAUAACGUGGCAUCUGCUUACAGUCCUUGACCUAGUUUUUUUUAAUAUAAGGUAUAUAUUUAGAAUUUUUAAACAGUGAAUGCAGAUGGCUAACAUGUCUGCCUCUCUGAGAUUAAUGAAUCAGAAUUUUAAGUUGCACAGUUUUUUGACACAAUGGAUUAAUGGCAGGUUUCUUAAUGUUUAAGUUCCUUCACUUGAUCUUAACUUAAUUUAUUGGAUGUUUAUUUUUAAAGGAAGGUUCUGUCGGUGUGGCACAUUUGCUUGAUGUGUUGGGGCCUUUUCUUCCAUGUACACUAACACACACCCUUGCAUUUACAGCACUCUCUCUAAAUCGUUGAUUUAUCUUUUAGUCCUCGUCAGGUGUUGUAUUGAAGCAUCGUGAAGAACACUGUGUUCCUUGCAGGUCAGAAGGGAGAUUAAUCCUGUGCAAAGUGCAAAACCUGACAGUGCCAAGAACAAAGGUCUGAUGUUAGCAUUUAUCGUCAAUUCAAAGUGUCUUUUGGUAACACGGAAUUUGAGAAUUGCUGGUAGAAGAGACAUGCUGUUCAAGCUUUUAUUUUGCACUCAUCAGGACAGAAGCACGAGUACCAAAUUGCAAUGGGAGCAAUAAUUUGUGCUACAUGAGAAAAUUGAUGAUUUGGUUGGCAUGUGGAUUCUAAGUUGACUUGCCUGUAUUGAAUUUAAACAAAGGCUUGGGGGUAGCUGCUCCUGACACAUUCUCCAAUUUUUAUACCAAUUAAUGCCCACUUGUCAGCCAAAGUACGCGUUUUUGUCUCACAAAUGUGUAAAUUGUUGUUCCUCUUAUAAUUUGAUGUUCUUACAGUUCUGUCUUUGAUUACAAGACAAAAAUCCUCCUUUUUAUAUCAAUGCUUGUCUGCUCAUUUAAAUGAUAAAUUCAUCCUUUUGAUCUUGUGCACAAUAAGAUUGGGAUUAAUUUUCACAGUGAGAGAAGUAACCAUAAAAAGAAAUAUUGAUCAUUUGAACUUUCAGAAAGAAGGAAAUCUUCCCAACUGUCUGCAUCAUAUAUCUAGUUUAUGCAAUUGGUGUAGGGAUCCAGAUGAAUGGUUUGAUUUAUUCAUGUUUUAAUCGGGAUUUUGAUAAAUGUGAUGGACAUUUUUUUAUACCCUGAUUUAAAUAAAUACUGUAUCUCUGUU
This is a messenger RNA of Stegostoma tigrinum, 6891 nucleotides long. RefSeq names its product centromere protein F-like. Lineage: Eukaryota; Metazoa; Chordata; Chondrichthyes; Orectolobiformes; Stegostomatidae. Gene Ontology annotation, cellular component: chromosome, centromeric region; spindle pole; nucleus. The coding region runs from base 199 to 5604 and encodes 1801 amino acids. The record is from RefSeq and is a predicted model, not a curated record. The transcript is spliced from 15 exons. Gene Ontology annotation, biological process: mitotic cell cycle; metaphase chromosome alignment; regulation of G2/M transition of mitotic cell cycle. Gene Ontology annotation, molecular function: dynein complex binding; microtubule binding.